AGAGCAAGCUGAGAGCGUUUGUGAUCAACCCUCAAAGAAUUUCUACAUGAAUGAAUUGCAGGACAGCGAUGAUGACUGUUCAACCCGGGCCAUACCUUCCCAUUCCCUGACUCAAGUUAUUGACGGCUCUAGGCCAAUGCCAGAACGACCUUUCACUGCUAUGAUUGACAAGGAGAUAGCCAAUCAGAAGCAAAUCCUGGCCGCGUCUCUUCUUUCUCACAAGUCGCCGCUCAACAAACAAGCAUCCCUUAAAAAUUCUCCAGCCAAUAGAAUUGAACACUCAGCUCCUGGGUUGCUCCACAACAGUCCUCAAAUAAAAGAUAUCAAAUAUAUGUCACAUGAUGGAGAUGUUGCAAUCAACCAAUCACCAAGCACACUUAAUUGCGGCAGGGAAAUAUUAAAGAAUGGCCCCUCCUUUGGCAACACUUCCCUACUGACUCCAGAAAAAAAUGAACUGAUCAGUCGAUUCAUGCAGAGUCAAGCAGAGGUCCUCCACUCUAAGCUUGACUUGGAGAGAAACUUUGACCAGGUGAGGCGUAAGGAG
Molecule: messenger RNA, 544 nt
Organism: Lymnaea stagnalis (great pond snail)
Lineage: Eukaryota; Metazoa; Mollusca; Gastropoda; Lymnaeidae
Source: the annotation of a GenBank genome assembly